Messenger RNA from Daphnia pulicaria, 1952 nucleotides. RefSeq lists its product as uncharacterized. The transcript is spliced from 7 exons. NCBI's taxonomy places the organism in Eukaryota, Metazoa, Arthropoda, Branchiopoda, Diplostraca, Daphniidae. Bases 220 to 1143 code for a protein of 307 amino acids. The record is from RefSeq and is a predicted model, not a curated record.
CGGGGCUACGAACAAGUUGCUCCUCAUUUGGGCUCCUGUUGUAAUAUUUCGUGCGCUGCCGACACGUUUCCCGCGUCUGUAAUACAUCUCACUACAUCCAGACUUGUUUUGUGUGUCUUGUUGUAUUAUAGUAUACAGCAGCUAUACGAAUAAUUGUGCACCAUAGAAUAAACAGCUGAAGACUGGCUCCUACAGGAUCUACUCCAUCACUCAAUCAAGAUGAGCAGGAAUGUCUAUUAUUGGUGGACGGCGCUGGUUGCCAUUUUGGCGACUGUCGGCCCGCCGCUGUUGUGCGACGGCCUCAAAGUGACGGGAUUCCGGGUGCCCAGUCUGGCCCUGUACGGCUCCGACGUCGAGCUGGACUGCGCCUUCAGCGCCGCUCGCAAUGCCAAACUCUACUCGGUCAAGUGGUACCAGAAUCACGAGGAAUUCUACCGAUACAUGUUCGCAGAGCGGACGCCCGUCACGGCCUUCACCCGGCCCGGAAUCAACGUCGAUUUGGCGCGAUCGAACAAUAGUCGAGUGACGCUGAAAUCUGUCAACUUCAACUCGUCGGCCACUUUUCGGUGCGAGGUAUCGGCGGACGAGCCCGACUUCGAGACCGUUUAUCGUCGAGCCAACAUGACUGUCAUCCAGGUUUCCGAAGACGGUCCGCUCAUCAACGGCCUGCGGGAUCAAUACGAACUGAACGAGCAACUCAACGUUAAUUGCACGUCGCCGUCCAUCACGCCCAGCAUCGGCAGCCACCAGACCAAACUCUCCUGGCAGCUCAAUCGUCAAACCGUGGAGGGACAGACGGUGCAGAUGCAAUCGUCCGAUCCGUCGCAGACUGUCAUCAACUUGCGUUUGAUCCUGACGGAUCGCCACUUUGACGCCAAGACGGGCCUGCUCCGCCUCAACUGCUCACUGGCCGUCGGCCGGCCCAGCAGCGCCGUUUACUUCAAUCGCAGCCUGGAACUCAGCGCCGCCCUGAUGCACCCGACCACCGUCCUCGAUCCUCGACCAACUCAACGCUCCUCAAAGAGCGGCAAAGACUCCCGUUCCGCCUCCUACUCUUCCGGUGGCCGGCGACAGUUUCGACUUUCACUCGUCACAUUCCUGGCCGUCAUUCCCUACGCCCUUUGGACGUGGUGCUGCUGCUGAUGGAAUUUCCCCAACAACUGUGUCGUUCCUUCUUCUUCUGCUCUCUAUUACGUGUGUGUCAAAACAUAUUUGAUAUAUUUAAAAACUAUACAAACAAUCCCUAUAAACACUCAACUGGCCACUCAUCUAUGAAAUACCACAUGCUUCGUCCAUCUCCUUUCAUCGUCAUUGGUUAUGUAACUAUAUAAUGAUACAAUCUGGUUUCAGUUGAGUCCCCCCAAUGUCAAAAUAGCUUAUUCCCAUUUAUCUUUGAUUGAUUGUAUAAAAAUUCUAUAUCAAAAUUGAGAUCUCUCCCCAUCACAUCUCCUAUUUCAUCGUGUGUGUGUUUUCUUUGAUAUAUUUGCAAAAUAGCGUUCCAUAUGUGAAGUAUUAUAAAGAAACAAAUUCAUUGAAAAACAUGAAGGAGGACCACAAUAAACCGUGGGAAGAAUUAUACAUAACCGGGGACAACACAAUUCGUCGUUUCACAACCCCCUCACCCCACCCCGCGAAAAAGGCCAAAAUGUCGCUGCUAUUACUGUGUGUGAAUGCGCGUGUGAUCCCAUCCCAAAUGGAUUGAACUAAUCAUCAUCGUGCUUAUUCUUUCAACUCUUUUAAACAUAUAGAGAAAUCAAUUCUUUCGUCCAUCACGACAAGAGCUACAAUGGGAUGAAAGAAGGUGUGACAAGUGCUGCAUAUUAGGAGCGUGUAUAAUGAUUAACACUUUUGCAUGUGUUGUGUAUAAAUGAUGAUCCAAUACAUAUUUGACGGUGCUGUAUAACAAAUCAAUUUUCCCCCUCAUCCAGCAGCCACAUAAUAAUAGCCCAACC